Molecule: messenger RNA, 674 nt
Organism: Colius striatus (speckled mousebird)
Lineage: Eukaryota; Metazoa; Chordata; Aves; Coliiformes; Coliidae
Gene: NREP
Product: neuronal regeneration related protein
Exons: 3
Coding region: 1-291 (96 amino acids)
Biological process (GO): axon regeneration; regulation of transforming growth factor beta receptor signaling pathway; regulation of neuron differentiation
Cellular component (GO): nucleus; cytoplasm
Source: RefSeq, a predicted model, not a curated record
AUGGUAGCUGCAGAUCAAUGUACCAUAGUGCUUUCAAGCACCUGUUACAGUAUCCUCAGCUGUGGCCCUUACAUCUCUUUUAAUGAGGUUUUUCAACCAAGAUUAACUAUUUGGGUAAGCAAGAAAAUAUUUCCAAGCAGCCGAGGUGAUGGGGGAUUUCCAAAGGGAAGUCUCCCCAUCUCGAAGGAAGAAAAUCGCAAGAAGAAAAGUGAUGUGGAAGGGACAUACCUGGUUCCAGUAAAUGGCUAUGGACACCAUUUCAACAAAAUCAAUCACCUCUACUCUUUUUAGUCAUUUCUCCAUUUGUAUUACAUAUGGUGUAUGGGUUUGAUGAGGUCAUGGUGUCAUAUAUUGGGAAUUGUUUCUGUGUAAAUCAUCAAGUGUGAGAAGAAACUUUGGGACUCUGAGCCUUGCUUUAGAGAAUUAACAGUGUACCAAACGUGUACCAUAAAGGAUAGUUUUUAACAUUCUGACUCAAGUGAAAGCUCUCAGAAUUUCACACUGUGAAUCCAUGUUUACAAACAUUACAGGUGGGCCCUCAGGCCUAGUUCUACCACAGCAAUGUCUUCCACUACUCAAACUCCACUGCUCACAUGCACCGGUAAACAGCUCUCUCCAUUUCCACCAUCCUGAACUGCUUCUUGCAGAGGCUGAGAGUCCCCUUUUUUAAUUUU